AUGGUCUUCGCCUCCGCCCUCGUUUCGCUCCUCCUCGCCGCCGCCGCCCUCGCGGUUCCGCGCCCCGCGGCGGCGAACCAGAUCUCCAACGCGACCUCGCACGUGGCAUUCAGCACGAACUGGGCGGGUGCCAGUCUCGAGAGUCCCUCGGGCACGUACACCUCCGUCACCGGCACCUUCACCGUCCCUACCCCUAAGUCCCCCGGUGGCUCGGGCAGCUUCGCUGCCUCGGCGUGGGUCGGCAUUGACGGCGACACCUGCUCAAGCGCGAUCAUGCAGACCGGCAUCGACUUCAACAUCGACAACGGCGUUGUCUCCUAUGAUGGGCAUUUUCUGCCCUGGUACGAGUACUACCCCGCGUUUGCCAGCGACUUCUCCGGCUUCUCCGUCAGCGCUGGUGACGUGAUCACUCUCGUUGCGACCAAGUCCUCCACGACCUCCGGCAGCGUCUCGAUCACCAACGAGUCCACCCGCAGACCGUGUCCAAGCGCUCACCGCAGCGCACCGCUCUGUGGCCAAAACGCGGAGUGGAUCGUUGAGGACUUUGAGGAGGGCCACUCUCGCGUCGGGUGGAACCGUCGGACCGAGUGGCGCGCAGCUGCUCGACUCGAGCAGAACAGCGUCCUCACCUCCGUUAGCGCGACCACGAGCUCUGUGACUGUUAAAUACGUUUGA
This is a messenger RNA of Mycena citricolor, 675 nucleotides long. The record is from the annotation of a GenBank genome assembly. NCBI's taxonomy places the organism in Eukaryota, Fungi, Basidiomycota, Agaricomycetes, Agaricales, Mycenaceae.